Messenger RNA from Phyllopteryx taeniolatus (common seadragon), 1724 nucleotides. RefSeq names its product MARCKS-like 1b (gene marcksl1b). The transcript is spliced from 2 exons. Gene Ontology annotation, molecular function: actin filament binding; calmodulin binding. Lineage: Eukaryota; Metazoa; Chordata; Actinopteri; Syngnathiformes; Syngnathidae. Gene Ontology annotation, biological process: actin filament organization; central nervous system development. The coding region runs from base 227 to 877 and encodes 216 amino acids. Gene Ontology annotation, cellular component: plasma membrane; cytoplasm. The record is from RefSeq and is a predicted model, not a curated record.
UUCAAGCGCUGAUGAGUUUAGAGGCUCGAUCUCCCUCGGAGUGACUAGUACGAACGAGACGGACUUGGCCGAAUCACUCGAAAAUAAUAAUCAUACUGACAAAAAGACACUUUUCGUCUCCUCACCGCUGGAUACGCGACUCGACCUGGGGUUGGAUUAACUUCGGGCCGCUCUUUUUUCGUUUUUCUUUUUCAUUUGCUUUGGAAAGGGGCAGACAAAGAAGACAAUGGGAUCUCAGUCAUCCAAGGGAGAGGUGGCCGUGGAGGCGAACGCCGCCGCCGCUGAUGCUGCGGCUGUCAAAACCAAUGGACAGGAGAACGGACAUGUGAAGACCAAUGGUGAUGUCUCCACUAAACCCGACGGGGAUGCCGCCGCCACCAAUGGCUCGGCCGAGGCCGCCAAGGAGCCCGAAGCCGGCGGAGAGGGCGACGCCAUCGAGCCCGCACCCGCCACCGACGGCGAGGUGGCCAAACCCGAAGGUGAGGCCGCAGCCGCCGCCACCGAGGCUGCGGCCAAGGAGACACCCAAGAAGAAGAAGAAGAAGUUCUCCCUGAAAAAGUCCUUCAACUUCAAACUGAACCUGAAGAAGAGCAAGAAAAAUGAGGCGGUCAAGGAGGAGCCGGUGGCUGCGGCCACCGCCGCCGCCACCUCAUCUGAGGAGAAACCCGCGGAGAACGGAGCCACCGCCGCAGAGGAGAAGAAGGAGGAGGAGGUGAAGGAGGAGGCCCAGGCCGAGGCCCCGAAAGCCGAGGAGGGGGCGGCCAAAGAGGACGCCCCCAAGGAGGAGGCCAAGGAGGCAGCUGCUCCAGCCCCUGAGGCCUCGAAACCCACAGAGGAGAGCAGCUCGACCCCCGCCCCCUCUGAAAAGAAGGAGUGAUUGUAUGUGCAACUCGCAAUGAACUGGCUGAACUGUUUUUCAAAGAAAGAGAGAGAGAGCAUUUAAGAGUAUAUAUAUAUAUUUAUAUAUAUAUGUGUAUAUGUAUACAUAUGUAUAUGGAUAUAUGUAUAUGUAAAUAUAUACACAUGUAUGUGAGAGACUCCUUUGACGUGCCACUUUUCGUCAAGACAACAGACGAGAUUCACUAGGUCACUUCCUGCUCGACAUCUGGACCUCGACUGACUUUUUAGGCUUUCGGCGCGGCGGCGAGAUGACACCACCAAGCGGACGAAAGAUUGAUGGAGGAUGGAUCUUUUACCCACUUUGAGAGAAAGAAAAAAAAUGGCACUCAAGAUGCCUCCUUUGUGAAAGAAAGAAGAUAGAAAAGGAACAACUAGGACAGCACCACUUGAAAUGACUGUUAAAUAGCUAAAAAAAAUAAAAAAGAAGAGAUAAAUCAGAAGAGACUCGCCAACUUUUUACAUUCCUAUAUUUUAACCCAAAUUUGAAGUAUUUUGUGGUGUAUUAUAGAGAACCAUCUUAAAAAGAAGCUAUGUCUUGUUUGUUAAAAAAAAUAAAUAAAAAAAACUAUAGACAAGUUUUGAUUUUUACCUUACUAUGGAAAAAAAAAAAAAAAAAAAAAAAGAACACUUCAGCUUGCUAUGUUCACUGUUGCGGUUUGAUAUGAAGCAGAGUUGUUUAUCUGUCGUGUGUGAGCCUGAAUCUGCUUUGUCUCUGUAAAUACAAUUGGACUGAUUUCUGUUCUUUAUUUUGCUAAUGUUGACAGAUGUUACUGGUUUUAUUGUAAAGUUGAUAAUGGUAAAUAAAUGUUGGUCACCUGCCCGUG